This is a messenger RNA of Aplosporella prunicola CBS 121167, 300 nucleotides long. RefSeq lists its product as uncharacterized. The transcript has a single exon. The annotation marks the transcript as partial. The record is from RefSeq and is a predicted model, not a curated record. Lineage: Eukaryota; Fungi; Ascomycota; Dothideomycetes; Botryosphaeriales; Aplosporellaceae.
GAACUAAACGAUCUCGAUAUCUCGGACUUUAUAAAGACUAAGAUCUCUACCUUCUCGAACGGACUUCAAACAGUAGGUAAACCCUACUGGCUAACCUCUAAACAGAAGAGAGAAAACCAGCUCGCAGGAUCGGUUGCGGUAGCCUUCCGCACCGAAAAAGACCGUAGACUAGCUAUCUCCCAGCGCCUAUAUAUAGCAGGAGUUAGCUGCAGAGUCGAAAACCUCCUCUCUAUACCGAGAGACCAACUCUGCAGAAACUGCAAUAAAAAGGGACACGAGACGUCUAGGUGUACUAGAUAG